GUUCCAAAAAGGAGGGGGUAGAGGAGGAAUUGGAAAGCUGAGUAACAUCCCCACUCCUUACUUGAAAUCUACAUCCAGAUUUCCAUUCCAUCCAGAGAAGCAGCAUCAGCGAGCACUGGUGACACAUACGACUCCCCACUGCAGUGGGCACACUCCAAUGCUGACUUCCAGAGCCAAAGGUGCAGCUCAGCCUGUUAGUUGCCUUUCUGGUAUCUCUAAGCAUCCAGCCAGAGUGCCGGCCAUCAAGAAGCAGUAUGCAUCCAUCAGUGCCAAGUAUAAAGGGCCAGGACCUGGGAAGUAUGGUAGGCAGCCUCUCACUGGCAUUAAGGACCAUGACUUCACCAAGUAUGCUGAGCCAGCCUACACAAUGCGUGUGAAAUCCAGUGAAAGAUUGAUCUCGAUCACGGAGAGUCCUGGGCCCUGCUACUAUGUGGACCCAAGCAUUUCCCGUCUAGGGAUAUGGAGACCAGUUUCAUUCCGCAUGGUGCAAGAGAGAAAGCGGCCAUUUAUAUCUUGUACGCCUGCCCCAAAUGAGUACUACGUGGAGAAGAUACACCCACUUGAAGAGUCGAAUGCACCAGCGUACACUAUGGGCCUUCGAACGCACUACUGGGUGAGCAGCCCAAACCCAGCACCCAACCAAUACACCCUUCCACAGACACUGGGUCCAAAGCUGCCUGUCAAACCUGCAGCUCCCUGCCUCUCAAUGGCAUCCAGUGCCUCUGUGUGGGGCUAUGCUAAAGACCUGGUGAGAGGGCCUGGCCCGGCAAUGUAUACCAUACCUGAACCAGAUGUUUACCUGUGCCACCAGCCAUCCUACAGCAUCUCCCAAAGGUUUGCUUCCUCCAGCAAGAACUAUACACCAGGACCCCCUGACUACAAUGCGGAGCUGGUCACCACCAACAAACCCAGAGCCCCACGGUUCAGUCUUGGGAUUCGUCACUCUGAGUAUUCUCAUGGCACACCUCCAGUUUGUUUACUCAAAGAGUGAGGGUGGACUCACAGGCCACAGAGGUGACUUGCCCCUUUGGGUAGACCCACCUCCAAAUAGUUCCAUUGUGACACAGUGUCAGGAAGCAGGUGUAAAUAGCUUGUUUCAGAGGGAGAGAUUCUGAUGAACUUUGAACACGUUUGGGCUAUGCCAGGGUCAGGUAAUUGGGGAGGGGGACUAGAUAGCUCUUGAUUAAGGAAAGCCCUCCUUUGUGAGACAGGGGGUCUGCCUUGGUUCUUGGCAAAAUCCUUUCUCUAUUCUUCCUCCUUCCAGUGUGCAUUACUAGUGUUUUAUUUUUAUUUCUAAGGAACUGGCUAGCAUAGGGUGAAGUGUUUCUCACCCCACCACUUAAUUCGCUUUCUGUUACAGAAGAUUAUUGGGAAGAAGGCUAAGACGCUCUUUUUGCUCAUAUAAGAAAUAGUUUUAUAAUUUUGUAAGUAUUACCUUUUUUUUUUACAAAGCUCCAUAAAUAUUUAUUUUUCUUGCUACUAUUCUAUUUACACUGAGAAUGAAAUGCAAAAUGAGAGAGCUGUUUUUAAUAUUGUGUUUUACCAGUGUAUAUUGAAGAGCCUUCCAAAGAGUGAAUUUAUAGGGCAGUCUAUGUAACUUGUUUACAUGUUACUUGCUUUGCGUAAGUAAAUAAAUAAAUAAAUCCAAUUUAGAUCACA
This is a messenger RNA of Podarcis muralis (Common wall lizard), 1659 nucleotides long. RefSeq names its product ciliary microtubule associated protein 1C (gene CIMAP1C). The record is from RefSeq and is a predicted model, not a curated record. Lineage: Eukaryota; Metazoa; Chordata; Lepidosauria; Squamata; Lacertidae. Gene Ontology annotation, cellular component: cytoskeleton.